Molecule: messenger RNA, 1113 nt
Organism: Temnothorax curvispinosus
Lineage: Eukaryota; Metazoa; Arthropoda; Insecta; Hymenoptera; Formicidae
Exons: 2
Coding region: 70-390 (106 amino acids)
Source: RefSeq, a predicted model, not a curated record
GUAUAUACCUAUAUAAAAGUGUCAUCGUGCCAUUCUCGAGAAUAGUUGGGCGCUGCGCAUCGAGUGAACAUGAUCGAGUUUCUGGUACUAUUCCUUGGCGUUUACGGGGCAUUGGCGGCUCCUCAUGCACCCCACGUGAGUCAUGAUUCUCAUCUGGACAAUAAUGCGGAAGUGGUCGACGGGCAGUUUCCCGGUACUGAGAAUCUAAACGAAAAGGCACUUCCAAUAUCUCGCUUAUUCGCCACGGGGACGAAUAAUCUGCCGACGAGAAAUAAUCUGGCUGAGAGAUCUCAAGUACCUCAACGACUUCCCGGGACGGCGAAUCUGGCGGAAAAGCGAAUACCUGAUAACGUUUUGAAGAGAUUGUCGCAAGUGGUUGAUGUCAAAUAAAAGAAAGAAAAUUGCAGUCUAAAAUGUAAUUAUUUUAUUCGAUAACAUUUAAAAUAUAUUUGACUGCCGUCAAUAUUGAUAUCCGAAUAAUUCAUAUAAUUGCACGAGUCUUUUUAUUAAGAUUAAAACACAUUUCCAAUAUUUAAUAAUUUUAUUGCAAAAAGAAAGCAAGAAUCUUUCUGAAAAUUAUAUGGACACGUACACGUUACGAUCUCAUAACGAUUAUUUCAUUGUGCAUGUGCAUUAUAUUAAUAAUGAAGAAAAUUUCUUUGGUCUGAGAGAAUACAAAUCAUCGAAAUAAAGAAUUAAUACAUUCUAUAUUAACAUAGAUAAACCAAUUACUUUGGAAGAUUUAUGAAUAAUAAAUAAUCCGAAAGAAAAAUUUGUUGAAAUAAUUACAUUUUAUUAUAAUAGGAUCGUAACAAAUGUACAUACAUAAUCACCGAUUAUUGCAUUAUCUACUACAAAGUAAAUAAUUCCAAGUUACUAUGUAACAAUGUAAUUAUGAGAGUGAUAAAAUGAUUCGCGGAUGAAGCCGCAGAAGAAAAUAUGCAAUUUACAUUUUUUUCUUUCCUCUUCUCUUCUCUCUCUUCGUUAUUACCUCCCAGGAUUGCUAUUAUGCACUUGCAUAUAGCAAUUCUAUGGACAAAUAGAAAAAUGUCACCCUAAUAAUUCGAAGCAAGAAAUAAAGAAAUAAACUUCAUCGUCGAUAUAAUUACGCAA